AGGAAAGCGCGUGCUUUUUUAAAAAACAGAAUUGAAUUGCACAAUAUCCCAGAAACAUCUCAGCAAUGGGGGGGGGGCGGGAAUUCCUCCCUCCGGUUUGCUGAGGUUGUCGAGAGGCGAGCUCCGAAAAGUUCCGCUUUAUGGCUGCGCGAGGAAGCGUUUUCACCGCGUUGUGUUGCGCAAGGAUGCCCGCUCAGAACUUUGCGCGCCUAUGAACUUCAGCAAUCGUCUCUCGCUGCCCGGGCAAACCACGACCCGGACUUGUGCAAGGCGGGAAACCGAGUUCAUCUGAAUAGCUUCUCCAGUUUAAAAACCAAAAACUUUUUGUGUGAGGAAGUUUUUAUGAAUGGGGCUUGGAGGAGGAGGAGGAUUCUGUGGGGGUUGGAGAACGGAACUGUGAUGAAUGCGAGCGGAAUUCGCUUUUUCCUGGAAAAGGACAGCAUUGGGAUUGUGAGGGGAAUUCGGCUCGCUUCGGUUUCUUAGAGGUUGGACUUGCGCUCUCUGAAGGCAGAGAGAGAGAGAGAGAGAGAGACUUCCUGCUCUCUGCGCGAGAUAACUUUCUGCAGGUGUGUGGGAGGAAGCGAGAGAGACCUCGGUGGCCUCUCCUUUUCUCUCUCUUUCCAAAAGGGCGUCGGACUGAGCUGCGAAUAGAAGCAACUCGGAGGAGGCGGCUGCAGAAGAAAGCGAGGGACUGGUCGUGUCUGCGCGUGUCCUGGUUCUCUUCCACGAAGCUCGCGCGAGGAGGGAGAAAAGGCGUGUGUGUGUGUGUGCGCGCGCGGCGCCUCUGGCCCCCCAAUUAAAAGUUUUGUGACUUCAGGCGCUUUGUGACUUCACUCGCCUGCCUGGCUGCUCUCCGCUUCCGCGAGCCGGCGCGGCCUCUCUUGCCUCCAUGCCUGGCGGCGGGGAGAGGGAGCCGCUGAUCCCUAGGGGGCGCCGCUGGCGGUGGCAGCAGCACAGGAUGCCCUGCUGCACGCAAGGAGCGGCCUUCGUUCCGACGCUGCUGGUCAUCUGGUCUUCGGCCUCCUUCAUCAUCUCCUACGUGAUCGCUGUCCUCGAAGGCCACGUGGAGCCGCUGUUCCCAUACAUCAGCGAUACAGGAGCAAAACCUCCAGAAAGUGGUAUUUUUGGAUUUAUGAUUAACAUUUCAGCAUUCCUAGGUGCAGUUACGAUGUAUGCAAGAUACCUAAUUGUCAAGGAGCAAAAUGAAGUGACACGUUUCAUAUCCCCCUGUUUCAAUUUACUAUCACUGUUUGUUGGAUGGAUAGGUUGUGUUGGAAUGGGCAUUGUUGCAAGCUUUCAGGAGCUAGCAGUUCCUGCUGUCCACGAUGGAGGUGCUCUUUUAGCUUUUAUGUCUGGUGCUCUGUACAUUGUGCUUCAGACUGUAAUCUCUUACAAGUCGCAUCCACAAUGGAGCAGUUCGUGUGCAUGUCACACAAGGCUGUUCUUCUGUGUAAUGACUUGGGUAGCUAUCAUUCCCAUGAUUGCGUGUGCUUCACUAGUUUCCAUAACAAAGAUUGAGUGGAAUCCAGGCGAAAAGGAUUAUGUGUUUCAUUUUGUGAGUGCAAUCUGCGAAUGGGUAGUAGCCUUCAGUUUUGUUUUCUUCUUCUUAACUUUCAUCGGAGAUUUUCAGGUGGGUAUGGCAGAACAAAAGGUUUCAUGUUCAGAGCAAAAGGGCUUCAGAGUCUGAGGGCCAAACUGUACAUUGCCAUAAGCAUAUUGCUUUAAAUGUCAUUUUUGUCCUUAAGAAAAAGCAGCCAUAGGGGCACAUGCUCCAGAAUGCACACUAAAUCUGGAUCAAGGGCGGGCCCGUGCCAGUAUGCUGCCAAAAAUCCACCUGCUGCAGCUGCUCUUGAUGUUGUUGUUUGUAGAUGCCCUUCAACAAAGGUUAUUAGCAAUAAAAUGCAAAAUAGAACAGAGCAAUAAAUUCACGAUAAUGAUCAUCAGCAGAAUACAUUGUCGCAAAACAAACAGCACAAUAACCUUGUUAACCCUCCUAUUUCGAACAGAGCAGCUGUGUUUUCAGUGACAAAAAGAUGUCAACAAGGGGGAUGCGCAUAGCUCUAGUAGAAGGGAAUUCCACCGUCUGAACCAAAAGGCCCUCUUAUCAUUUCUGCAUGGCCCCUUUUUGUCCCUGAAAGUGGUGGUUUCAGCAUAUGGUACCCUUAGGCACAAAGAGCGGCAGUGGGGAUAAUUUUGGCCAUUAAUUCUGAACUGGAAAAAAGUACUGCAGUUUCAGACACAUUCGAGUUUCUGAAAAACCACUACCAGUACCCAGCCUUUAGUUGCCAA
This is a messenger RNA of Podarcis raffonei (Aeolian wall lizard), 2289 nucleotides long. RefSeq names its product DNA damage regulated autophagy modulator 1 (gene DRAM1). Bases 890 to 1687 code for a protein of 265 amino acids. Gene Ontology annotation, biological process: regulation of autophagy. Gene Ontology annotation, cellular component: lysosome. Lineage: Eukaryota; Metazoa; Chordata; Lepidosauria; Squamata; Lacertidae. The transcript is spliced from 6 exons. The record is from RefSeq and is a predicted model, not a curated record.